AUGCGCUCAAAUCAUAGGUUGGGCAAUAUGGUGGCCGUAAUGGCGAACGACCAGCAGCAGUUUGAAUCUCUCGUAACACAGCUGAUGUCUCCUGAUAAUAACAUCAGAAAUCAGGCAGAGGUAGGAAAAUCUCUCCUAUUCUUGUGUGAUUUAUUUUCGUGAAAUUACAAAGGUGAGUAACUACGGUGUGGGUUCUUGCCGGGAACGUCCUUGAGAACCGCUGAUCGUCGGCAGGAGUUCAAACCAUGUGCAUGACAAAACCUGGCUUUUUUCCUCAGCUGUCUCACAAUUUUCCAGCUAUUAUCAUUACGUAAAACUUAUAUAAAACCCUUUAAUGUAACUAUAGCUUCCAAAUCAAAAGAGCGGGUUGUUUUGUUUAAAUGUUCGCCCAAGUUUUCAAUGUUAUCACCGAGAGCACCUACUGCAUAUCGCUUAAAAGACACGAUCUUGCACAAAAUGAAUUCUUCCGGGUUUCGCAAGGUCAUACAGUGAUUUAUGAUCGUUUUGGAAACGAUUUAAGGUAAUAUUAAACCUCUCAAAUCGUACUUGAGUUUGUAUUCCUUUAAACAAAGGUCGAUAUUAAAGUGUAUACCUUCGAAUGUAUUUGUUACAUACAUAUUGAUACGAUUAUUUAUUUCCUAGAACAGUCAGGAUCAAAUUAAAUACGUUUUAGGUUGUUAGUUAAUUAUUAGAGAAACAUCCGAGGAAUACAACAGGUUCUUCGCCGCUCAGAAAAGUAAAAUGAACGAAAAAGCAGUUAAACAAGAUUCCAUGUGCUUUCGUGGUAUUAAAAGCUAGUUAAUUAGAAUUGGAGUCAAAAAGUUAUUCACCGUCGUUGUCCAUGCUACGCGACCGGCAAUAUCAAAUCCCGUUGGAAAUAGAUCUCUGUCGUUGAAAAUAAGGUUUGACAACACAAGUCAGAGUGCUCCAUGUAAAUGCAAAAAAAUUAUAUGUAUCAGUCAUAUGUUGAAUGUAAACUUAAUUGCAGUAAACUUUGAAUGAUAAUCCACGUAUUGAUAAGAAAAUCCAUGUUUAAUUGUAAUGAAUUUUUCAAGGGAAGUCUCUUCCAGUAGAGGGCUUUUUUCAUUUUGCUGUAUCACUAACAAUGAAAGUUAUGGUAAAAGUUACCUGUGUGUAGGAAACAUGACUGAGAUUGCAUAUUUUCUGUUAUGAUUUUAUUUUGUUUACAUAAGUUGCCCCAAAAAGAAGAUGAAAACAUUGUCUUAUUUUUAAGUACUUUUGAUAGUUAAUUGACUUGUGUGUAAAAUAAUACAAAAUCCUGAUUCUUGGUUCCUUAAGACGCUUUGAUUUUCACUAUUAAAUUAAUUAUUUUAGUGAUUAUUUUGUUCAUUACCAUGAAUUGUAUUCAUAGUUGGGUGCAAUUUGUAGAACAGAACUAAACCAUAAAGGAAAACCAUAAAAAAGUAAAAAUCUCACCUGAGUACAAGUAUGUCCCAAAACACAUCUGAAGUGGGAAAAUUCAUAAAUGAUAAUUUCUUGUGCACUUGAAAUCUUUGUUUAGUUCUGGUGGAAUGAUCAUCACCCUUUUUUUGAGUUUUGAAGCAGAUCCUGAAUAAUUUGGUUGUAUGAUCCUUUUUUAGUUAUCUUUUUUCAAAAUAUUUUUAUUUGCUUAGAUGAUUUUGUACACUUGGCAUAAAACAAAACAAAAAACACCAAAAGAAGCUUCACAAAACUUAGUUCACAAACUAAUACUACUAUCAGACUACUUGACAAAACUACUACAGGAAAUUAAUAACUAGAAACCAAAGAAAUUAAAAAUUAAAAACCUUUUCUUCCUUGUCAAUUUGACAUGAAAUUUUUCUUGAUACAUUGAAUUCACCAUGUUGAAACAUAGUAGUUUAUAUUUGAUAACAGUAGUGGAAAAGUUGGAUAGCUUAAUCAUUAUCAAUGCAAGGUGGCUUUGCGAUAUCUAUUUUAUGUUACAUUAAAAAUUUAGUUUCUACUGUUUAGUAAAAUCUUUUGUUUUCUUUUUUUUCUUUCAGACACAUUAUGAAACCAUUAAUGAGCCAACAAAAAUUAAAUUCCUUAUUCAGAUGAUAAGAACAUCAGCCAUUGCAGAGGUAAGAAAUGAAGGCAAUAGGGUAAAAUUAAAGACAUGUUGUUUCUAAGUGAUGUUUUGAUAUUUUUUGGAGAUUUUGGUAUAAUAUUUUUAUUCAUGAAAAUGCAUAGGUUUUUCUCUUUGCCCACUGUAUCAUUUUUUAAGCUUAAUAAUUUUAUCAAAAACAUUUAUUGAUUAAGGUGCGUCAGAUGUCAGCUGUGCUGUUACGAAGGAUUUUCUCAAGCUCAGUGGAUUUUUACGACAAACUUGAUCAAGCUUUUCAGCAAGAAAUGAAGAAUGAUUUACUCAAGGCCAUAAAUGAGGAACAAGCCCAAGCAGUAAGAAAAAAGGUGUGCGAUGCUGUUGCUGAAUUAUCCAGAAGUCUUCUAGGUAAGUUGUGAAGGUACUUGUUGUUCUACAGGAAUUUAAUAAUUCAAACAAUUUUUUUUCUAGUAGAAAGGGUCUGUUUAAGAACAGAUGUGGACUGCACAUUUGUGUUUAUCAAAAAUCUCAUUUUUUGAGUACAGUAGCUCUUAGCCACUUAAAAGGGCCACCUAUAUUCUCAUGUCAAGUUCCUGCAAUCAAUGUGUAUCAUUAUCAUACAAGUAAAUCAUUUAUUUUACAUUUGACACGGAUUUUAUUUUCUCUUUUUUCAGAUGAGGAAGGAUACAAUCACUGGCAAGAACUUCUGAAGUUUCUGUUUGAGUGUUGCAACUCCCAGCAUUCUGAGCUUAAAGAAUGUGCUCUCCAUAUUUUUGUGUAAGUGUUCUAUUCAUUCAUCACCUCCUUGUCUGGUAGUCUGACGUGGUAAUCUUUUCUAACAGUUGAAAUAGAGGGUGUACAAAUAAUCUGCAUCGCAGGUGAUGUGAGGGAACCUUAAGAUUUCUAUUGGUGGACAUUUGUGAAAGAGCAAAGCCCAUGGUCAAUUAACACAUCCAGUAGAAAUAGUGAGACUGAAUAUUACAAUUUUAGAGUGAUAUUAGUUAUUUUUGAAAAACACAAUUUUGUUAUAUUCUACAGUGAUAUCCUCUCUAGGAGAAUGUCUUUCCAUUGUCUUGUUCGAAUACUAAAUUUUUUCUCAUAACAGAUCUUUCCCUGGAAUAUUUGGAACACAACAAGAACAUUACAUGCAGGUUAUCAAACAUAUGCUGUGGCAAUGUCUGCAGGAUCAGUCCAGCCAACAGGUUAAUACCACACUGCUUCAUAAUUGUGUCUACAUCAUGGACAAUACCCAAAAAUCAUUAAUAAGCCCCCUCACUGUCUACCAUAUAGUCCUGAUGAUGUUAGUUCAUAGAAUUUUGUAUUAGAUCAGCUAAGAAUCCCCCAUUUGAUAUUUUUCUCCAUUCUCAUUACUUGUCUUCUUGAUUAUCUUGGGUCUGAUACAUGUUUACAUUUUUUUUGGUUAUUGCAGGUUCGUUUUAUGUCAGCCCGCGCUUCAGUUGCUUUUAUCACAGAUCAAGUGGAGGAAGUCAAACAGCGACAGUUUGUGGAUUUAGUCCCAGGAAUAGUCCAGGUAGUUGGAAGUUACUUUAUAAAUUAAAGUAAAACAAAAUUUUUGGUUAUUUCUUGCCAUUAAUUGGCAAGAAAAUGAUGAAUUUUUGUUCAUCAGAUUUGAGGGUAAAUUUAUUCAGUUGUUUCCAAGUGUUCCCAUAUCAUCAAGUCCUGCCACUACAAGUGUUUAUUCCGGUUAUCUACUGUCAUAUAAAUUGAUCCCUAUUGAAAGCAACAGAAGAACUGCAGGGUGAAAUAAUGUGGGAUACCAAGUUGAUGGCCUUGCAAUUCUGCACUGCACUGCACCACCCUGUUGCAUUUUAAAGCCACUGGACAUGGGAGUGUGCAGGUUAAUUAUUCAUUCAUCUCUUGUGUGGAAAUAUAUGAACUAACUGUAUACAACUGUUUUGCCUCUAACCUCAGAGGACUUUUAGCCAUUUUUGCCUUACAAUCACACCAGAAUCACACCAGUAUGACCCAUUUAAGUCUUGCUCACACCUGAAAUUCUUUUGUCAGGUUCCUUUCCUGGGAUUGCACAGGCUGAACCUAACACCUGACAUAGGAUAAAUUUAUUCACUGACAUGAAUUUCCACGAUUUAACCCUUUAACUCCCAUGAAUGACCAAGACAGAAUUUCUCCAAACAAUAUCAGUACAAUUUCAAGAAGACAAGAGAUUGUGAUUAAUGAAAAAUAUCAACUAGGGGAUUAUUAGGUGAUCCAGGUCAAAAUCUCCAAACUCACACAAUGAGAAAUAUAUGGCAGGCUGUGAGAAGGAUUACUAAUGAGAUCUUGUGAGUGAAAGGUUAGAAGACAUGAUUUAGUUCAUAUAUGUUAAGUCACAAAAAUAUUUUCUUGUUUAUCUCAGGCUGUACGGGAGAGUGUUGUUGCAAGUGUGGAUGAUUCAGUGUUAAAAUGUUUAAUUGAUUUAGCAGACACUUGUCCUAAGCUUCUUAGGACAAACUUGGAGUCCAUUUUAGAUUUGAUGUUGGAGGUAUGUAGUUUUAAAGUCCUUCUAAUGAAUAUCUGCUGACUUAAGAGAGAUGAUUUUGUUGCUAGGUAGAGUACAAAGAUUUUUGGUUUGGUUGUUUGCACUUAAGUCUCUGGUCAAUAAUCUUUACCUGAGAAACGUGCUGAAAAUGUAAGCAUCGGUGGGUUUUACUUAUGAAAAACAUUGAAAUACUCGCAACAGUUGUUAUCAUGAACAAAGCUAAUAGGAAUACUUUCCUGAAAACAAGUUUAACUUGUAACUUAUAUAUUGUCAAGUCUCAUCUGAUGGUGAGUACAAAUAGGUGAAGAGGGAGAGUUGAAACUAGAUUGUCAUUGGUGGGUGUUGGGUUUAAUAAGACUUGUACCUACCUUUUACAGAUUGUGCGCAAUGCAAAUCUUCUUGAAAGUUGGAGACACUUGUCCCUGGAGUGUGUUGUCACUCUGGCAGAAACAGGUCUGUAAAUUUGCCUUUCCACAAAACACUUCCUUCUAUAAACUUCAGUGGUUUGAUUUUGGUACUGUAUAACUUAUGAAAAGUACUUGCACAUAUGCCCGACAGUAUUUCUCAUACAUUCCUUUAGAAAGGUUAUUCUUAAUUUUCAUUAAAUUGCGUUUCAUUAUAGCACCAGCAAUGCUCAGGAAAUGUCAGAAGCAUAUUCCAAUUAUAGGUUAGUCGAGUGAAAAUUCUUUUUUUGGUGCAUUUUUAGUUUCAACUUUUUUUCUUUUUCCAAUUUGUUAUUUGUAUGCUAUUGUCAUUUUUAUAGAGUGGGAAAUUUUCGAUUGAACAAACUUUUGAAUUUAGCCAGCCUGGCAGUGAAUUAUGCCCUGCCAAAUUGAUCAAUCAUUGCACACAUACUAACUUAGAGAUCAAACAAUUAAUGAUAUUGCAGUUCCAGAGAUGCUGGCCAUGAUGGUUGAUCUUGAAGACGACCCAGAAUGGAGUGUGUCUGAUGAACUUGAAGAUGACGACUCUGAAAGGUAUAUUUGUUUGGUACCAGGAAUUAAAUUUCUGAUUAAAUGAAAAAAAAUUUUAGUUGUGGCUUCCUCUAAUCAGAGUGGUAUUCAUGGAAUAAAACAAAUAAGUUAUUUUUAAACUUGGUCAUCAAAUCAGGACAGUUUUAAUUCUGAUUAGCACAGCUGGCAUGUUUAUUAUUAUUUUUACACUAACCAAAAUUGAUAAGUAAUCAAUGAUGAAACUUUGCUUGAGACUUUUUGGCUGGGCCUCUUGGUUUCAUUUAAGUUUUGAACAUUUUUGUCAUCUCUGCAGUUCAUAAAUGUGAGCAUAGAUAAUGAAGGUCAAUUUUACAAGUGGAAAAAAUAUAUAUUUUGUUAAUCCCUCCAUAGUAACUCUGUAGCAGGAGAGAGUUCUCUUGAUCGACUGGCUUGUGGUUUGGGUGGAAAAACAGUUUUACCACACAUCAUUGUUACAGUGCCACAGAUGUUGCAGAAUGGUGAGUUUAUUGGUAUAUAUGUGUUACAAGUCUCUAAUUAUAUUAUUUCAUAGUUAUACUUUUUUUUUCCUAAUUCCUGCUCCAUUUUGUAGCUGACUGGAGGUACCGACAUGCUGGUCUAAUGGCAAUCUCUGCAGUGGGUGAAGGUUGCUAUAAACAGAUGGAGGCUUUACUCCCAGAUAUUGUGAACACUGUCUUACCUUUCUUGGGUGACACCCAUCCGCGUGUGCGAUAUGCUGCCUGUAAUGCAGUGGGACAGCUUUCUACUGACUUUGCACCUGGAUUUCAAAAGAAAUUCCACACUCGAGUAAGUGGAAAUUUUAAUGAUUGUAGAGAUAGUUUUCAUCUCUGUAGUCACUGGGAUGAGACAGCAGAGUGGCACUUGGACAGUACAAUUUAAAAUUGUAGUGUCUGUCUUUGGUACAGUUGUGUUUGCAAAAUAAGUAUCUCUAGAGAUGAAGGUCUUGGCUUGAGUAAGGAAGUUGUUGUCUUGAGGUACACGAGUCUUGUCUCAUGAAAGGUAUUUAAAAAAUGUUAGUAUUUGCAAUCAUAGACAAAAACUAUCUCGGCAAAUUGAUUCUCUCAGUUGUUUGUAUUUUAAGUGACAGGCAACUUUUCUGCCAACUUCAUAAAUCAAUUUGUCCUCCCCCAUUCCUCCUAGUCAGUGUUGUUUCUUACUUAAUAAAGGAAAUCAUUCUAAAAACUGUAUUGAUAAAAGGAUGGAAGGGGAGACGUAUUUGGAAAUUAACAGUUUCGUUGGCAAUUGUUGGUACAUUGUAACUUUUUUUCUCUGUGUGUUUCUCCUGGGUGUGUUUAAUUGUCGGAUAUUUAUAGGUGAUCCCAGGCCUUUUGGUUGUUUUGGACGACACUGCCAACCCUCGUGUCCAGGCCCACGCUGCUGCUGCUUUGGUUAAUUUCUCUGAUGAUUGCCCCAAAAAUAUUCUGGCGUCUUAUCUUGAUGACAUCUUGGCAAAACUUGAAGCUGUGCUGGCUUCAAAGCUAAGGGAGGUAGGUUCAUUAUUAUAUUCUACCCUUUACCUCUGGUAAAUAAAUAUUCUCUAAGCCAUGAAAAAUAUGUUUAAGUAUUUAAGGGAGGUCAUCGCAGAAUUUUCUUCAAAUAAAACGUAUCUGCUUGUUGCAGGUGUUGGUUUUUAUGUGUAGUAAAAUAUAUUUUACGCCACCUCGUUUUUUAACAGCUGCUUGAACGUGGUGGAAAACUAGUUCUAGAGCAGGUUGUGACCACCAUAGCCACAGUUGCAGACACUGCCGAGGAGAAAUUCCUGCACUACUAUGAUCGCUUCAUGCCAAAUCUUAAGUACAUCAUGCAGAAUGCUCUGUCAUCUGAUUACCGCAUGCUGCGAGGGAAAACCAUCGAAUGCAUCAGCUUGAUUGGUUUGGCCGUAGGGAAGGAAAAGGUACGUGGAUUCAGUAUUGACAGUAGUUUUCUAAGAAAUGUUUUUUAUAGGCUGUUGUGUUGAACUUAAAAGAUUUUUGUUGUAGAUUGUUAAACAUGAUCUUCUUUGCACGCAAUUGAAAUAGACCACGCCGCGUGGUCUUAAUUUAUCUCGGUUUCCAUAGCAAAAAGCAACUAAAACUUAUUGCAACUCGUCCUGAAUUGGAUUUUAGUCCGUCACCGUCGGCCGGUGUCCAUUUAUACUCCUGAGUUAAGAGAGACUCUGUGAGAGUAAAAAUUUUAUGUCUAAUAAGCCAACAGUAUGACCCCGAUUAGUGCUCGAACCCAGACCUCUCGACUGAGAGUUCAGCGCGAUGACCAUUGGGCCCUAGUGUCUCGCACGUGACUUUUUAAGUGUACAUGUUCAAACUGUUAAAUCCCACACUGUUUUUUUAUCUUGUUUAGUUCUUGCCCGAUGCUAACGAUGUGAUGCAGUUGUUGCUCAAAACUCAAACUGAGAUGGAAGAACUAGAGGCAGACGAUCCUCAGGUGGGUUGGCUUGAAGAUAAACACCUUUUAGGUGAAAAUGGACAAUUCUACAUUCUCUCCCUCGUACAGCAAGAUUAUUGUUGCGUCAAACGGAGCGAUGAGGGAGCGACAUGUAUAUAACAAUUUCAUGUGCCACUUUUAGCGCCAUUGAGAAUCCACCGCAAAAGAGAAAUUUCCGUAAAAUGUUCGUUUGAUAGAGUAGAGAAUCACCCAAUGAAAGUGAGAGUAAAUUAAAAAGCAACAAGGAUGUGUUGUAAAAGAACACCUAGAUCUAUGAUUUAUGCUAAAUUGUUUUGGGAGAACAAACCGCGGGAUACAGUAUAGCCCCUAGGAGCUCAGCAACCAGGCAACUUCGGUGAAAUAAAGUUUUAAAUUACCAGCCCAGGUGAAAACUAGUGAGUCAAAAUUGGCGCGACGAGCUGCGAACACCAUCGCCAGAGACAGACGAACCCUUUUUUUUUUUUACCUCGAAAAGGUUUGGAGCAAGGGAUCCACUUGUGUGGGAAGGACCGACUGAAAUUAAACUGAUAAAUGGUCUAAGAGACCGUAAAUCUUGUACAUUACUUUACGUCCCCGUUCAUGUAUUCAUCAUGAAGGGAUUGUUUUUCUAUGUGACGUUAGAUUUCCUACAUGAUCUCCGCUUGGGCCAGGAUGUGUAAGAUUUUUGGAACAGAAUUCACGCAGUAUCUUCCACUGGUGAUGCCAUCUGUAAUGAAAGCUGCGUCAAUCAAACCAGAAGUGGCAGUCAUCGACGGUGUGUGAUUUAUUUUAACAUUCUUUGUGUUAAACGCCUCGUUAUUUCGAUUCUGCUUCCAAGUGAGACAAUAAUUUACAAAUCUGUUUUUUGUUUUGUUUUUCUGUAGCUGAUGAUCCAAAGAGCGGCCAGUAUUCUGAAGAUGAAGGAUGGCAGUUUAUUACCCUUGGAGAUCAGGUACAACUUCUAUCACCUGUCGAGUUCAAGUGCAAUAUUUCGUUUUAAAGUACAGUUAACUACGAGACACUCGUUUCUUAAUUGCGCGAGGAGUUUAAAUGAUGAUAUGGCAGAAUGAAGCGGUAAGGUGUAUGAGGUGCCCUUUUUUUGACUCUAGAGUACGAUGGAGAAAAGCGAACAUUUUGUGCUCAACUCGAGACGUACAAGUGAGACCUCCAGUUGUUUAAACGUACACUCAUCAAUCAUUUCCUGCAAUCAGCUUGAUUUUUUUUUUUUUUUACAAUAUCAGCAAAAGUUCGGUAUCAAGACUGCUGGCCUGGAAGACAAGAGUACCGCUUGUCAGAUGUUGGUCUGCUAUGCCAGAGAACUCAAAGAAGGAUUUGCUCCGUACACAGAGCAAGUCGUCAAACUCAUGGUCCCUCUCUUGAAAUUUUACUUCCACGACCUUGUGCGGACGGCUGCAGCGGAAUCGUUGCCAUUCCUCUUGGAGUGUGCCAAGAUCAAAGGGGACGGGUACCUCCGUCAGAUGUGGGCCUACAUGUGCCCGGAAGUGCUAAAGGCCAUGAGUGCCGAACCAGAACCGGAAGUUCAGAUUUUGAUCAUGGAUGCCCUGGCACGGUGUAUAGAGACAUUAGGUGUGGGGUGCAUGACCGCUGACUAUUUCACAGAGCUGGGAACUAUUCUGCACGAUAUUAUUGACACUCAUAAAAACAGACAGAUCGAAAGGCAGCGUGAGUAUCACUUGAAUCACUCUGAAGUGAUUAUUACUGCUAGUUCACUUGCACCCAGUUCUUUCGCACCUAGUACACGGCUAGCUUGGUUCACCGGUAAGUCUCUUUUCUGGCUUAGUUGCUGGAGCAUCUGACAGUAAAAAUAAAAAUUGGAACUGGCUGGGACUGAGAGCUAUUUGGGAACUCGGAUUUCGUCGUAAUCCUGCCAUCAUGACCAAAUGUUAAACAUCUUUCUUUCGACUUUCAAUUUAUUUUAUACUUGUUGAUUUGUUUGCGUAACGUCAUCUUUUGCACAGAAAGAAGAAAAGAAGAAGAUUACGACGAAGAGGUCGAGGAAGAUUUGCAAGACGAGGUAUAUUUUUGACUAUUUACCUCGGAUCUUUUCGAUGAUUGUUGUUACUUUUGUUGUUACUUCUCUUAAACGUAAUAUAUUUUAUUCUUAUUUUAGCACGAGACUGAUGUGCACAUCUUGAGCAAGGUAAGUUGACUGAAAUUUCACCUUGAAUUUUACUCGCAUGAGUCUCAACAAGCUUAUAGUCUAUCAGAUUCAGUUUCUUCUACUUAUGAAUUAUCUUUGCGGAUUUCAUGGCCAUCACUGCUUGGCCACCGCGCCUGCCACCUUAGUCACCACGCCCUCCUCAGUGAAUCUUACUGCAGCGACAUUUCAUUUAUCAUUUUGUACUGCUUUUAUAGGUUUCUGAUAUAAUGCACGCUUUGUUUGGUACGCACAAAGAUGGUGCAUUGCCUUUCUUUGAGCAGCUUUUGCCGGAUUUUCACUCCUUACUGGUGAGUUCGAGAAAUUUUCAGUAAUGAUUCUUCUCGUCAUUUCUUUGAGCGAGUUUGAGGUUUGGUCAAACUGACGUGAGUAUGGUGACGUCAGCAACGAUCGAUUGAAAGAUCAGUUUUCAGUUUCACUGUUUUACCUUCAUUUUCAUUUCAGUUUAAUUUCAAUUUGCUUGGUUUAUGGUCAUAAACUUCCUUUGAACAUCGCCUUCAGUUAAACGGCUGCAUUUGGCUGCUUUGUUGGACUAUUUUAUAAAUUAAUUUAGUUAUUUGCUUGUUUAUCUUUCUAAUUAUUUUUUAUUUCCCUUUUUUUUAACAGUCUCCAGAGGGAUCCGCUCAAGACAAGCAGUGGUCACUAUGUAUAUUCGAUGAUGUCAUAGAACAUGCGGGAUCUGUAAGUAUCAAGCGCGUAAAGGAAGGGUAAAAACAACAGGUUUACCUUCAUCAUUAUCGUCGUGAUCCUAGUGCAGCUUGCCCUGGCUCCACACAGGGUAGAUAUUUUACUGUUAUUGUUUUGGAAUACCUUAUUUUUCUCCUCAGUCCAAUAGGAAAGCUAAUUAUUUGUCUGUUCUGUCAGGCGUCGUUCAAGUAUCAAGAGUACUUUCUACGGCCGAUGAUGAAUUAUGUGGUUGACAGAAAUGCUGAUGUGAGACAGGUACAGUCUACGGUUAUAGAACUGACAACUGCACGGCAGAGGUACUUUGAUCCUUUCACAUACAGUGUAGAGCAAUUUUCAUUGGUUUUGCUUUACUUCGCUCAGUGAUUGGUCCAAAAAACUCGCGCCUCUUUCUCAACCAAUUAGAUACAAAACUAAAACCAAUCAGGACUUGGUCGCCCGCGCUUUCCCGCGCUCUAUUCAGUUUUGUCGUUUCAGUUACUUUAGCUCUGAGAGGAGUUUCCUUUCUCCUGAUUGGCGGAUGUGAUUUCUUUGUUUCUGGUUACAUGGCACUCAAUCGAAAAGCGUUCUAAAACGUAUCAUUAACACUUCCUGUGUACUUAUUCUAUAGGCUGCGUGUUAUGGAUGCGGAGUGAUGGCUCAGUAUGGUGGAGAGGAAUAUAUCACAGCCUGUGCAGGUCUGAUAUUUUGUCAUUGACAAUAAGAUACGCAGUCUACUUCAAAUAUUCCCGAGUGUAAACCCAGUUUUGUGACUUUGAAUACUUCCCGAGCCGCUUUUCCGUAGUAUACGAUCUACCCGAGAUCACGUUUUUAAAACUGAACCAUGUUUUCACGUUUCAGAUGUUGUACCCUUGCUUUUCCAAGUCAUAAACGGCCCGGAAUCCAGAAGUCGAGAGAACGUGAAUGCCACGGAGAAUGCUAUUUCUGCUGUGGCAAAAAUCUGUAAAUAUAAUCGUGGGAAUAUCGCGCUGAAUGAGGUGGUCCCGGCGCUCAUUGCGGCAUUACCGAUCACGGAAGAUAAAGAAGAAGCACCACACGUGUAUGGAUACCUCUGUGAUUUGAUUGAAGAGUAAGUGGCUUGGUUUUGUGAGGGAAAGGAUAACGGAGAAGCCGGGAAUUGUAGAGCCACAAAAGAAUGAAAACUUAAUGUAGACACAUCGAACUGGCUAAUGCAUGAUGAACAGUGAAAGAUUCGAUUCGGGGCCACGUUGAUCCGAUGUUAGCGCUUUCACCAUUCAGUUGACGUUUAAGGUGCGACUCUCUCAAACUCCCUGAAUACUUCUGAGGAUUGCAACAAAAUGCCAAGUCACCACUCAGAAUUGGUGCGGCGAGGGGCGGGGGAAGGUGGAAAACUUUAAGACACUUUACUUUACAUGGAUCAACUCGUGACGUUUUGGGCAUAAGCACUAAUGUCUUAGUUAAAUUUUAUUGUCGUUGAUGUUGUUUGUUUUGUACUCAAACAGAAAUAACCCUCUUGUUCUGGGCACAAGUAACAGUAACUUACCUCGGAUACUCCAAAUUUUUGGCGAACUGUUCAUCAAUGAUGUUCUUAGCGACGACGAGGCGGCCCGGAAAAGGGUUCUAGUAAUCAUACGACAAAUACAGGUGAGAGAGCGGACGAUUAUAAAUGUGUUGGUGAAAUAACGCUCUUAGUCCGAGUUGAGAGAGGCUUUAACGUAUCGAAAGUUACAUUUCUAGGUCGGUAUCCUGUCUUAUCAUUAACUCUUCAACCCCAAAAAGUGACUGGCAGCUAAUAUCUCUUUACAAUAUCACCCCAGAAUCAAACAUUAAGAUUAUGAGAAUAAAGGAAAUGAUCACUGACUAAAGAAUCUCUUGAUUGUUAAACCAAUUCUCCUUGUCAACCCCUUAGGAAAUGAGUAGAGAGCAGUAUGGAGAAUAUGCGCACGCGCACUGAUGUUGAGUGUAAAGGGUUAAUGAAUAUGCCUAUCUCUUUCAGAGCGCCGCUGACAUGUGGACGGCGUGCGCCGGACAACUCAGUGAGCUCCAACAAGAGGCUUUGAAACAAGCUCUCGAGGCACAGAGCUGAUUCGCGUGCGUGCGUGCAAGUUACCCAAGCGUACAGAACCUCGCAACAUCCGCGACAAAGCGCGUCCCUUCGGCAGAGUUUUCUUAAAUUCUUCUGCAUGAAUUGCGCCCACAUUCUGUUGACACUCUUGUCAUGAACACUGAACGAUUUUGAUUUUUCUAUCGAGUGAAACAAAAAAUAGAACCGAGCUGGAUUUUAAGGAGAAGCGUCGUGACUACUAUGAGUAGUAAAUUGGGAUUGACUCGCGUACGUUGUAAUCGGGAGAAGUACAGGAACUUAAGGAGUGAAUGAGAGAGGUGAAGACGGAAAACAGAUCUGAAUGACAGGAAGGAAAAAGAAAAAUUAUGGAACUGAAGUUAGUGGAAAACAAAUGAACAGACGAGUGCGAUAUAAUGAUUAUUAUCGGUAUAGCAAUGUUAAGUCUCUUAGCCGAUAUGGUACUCCUUUCUCAUGAAAACAUUCAAGCCCAAGAUUGAGAGAGAAAUUCUCCUUACUAUGUCUCUUCUUACGUUUCUUUUUAUGCUGGGAGAAUUUUCCGGUACGUCAGGAUCUUACCAAUAGCGGAUUAUUUUUAUUUAUCACCGCUCUUGUCAUUGAUGUAAGGAGAUUUACAAUGUACAUCACUUUUGGUGCUUGGUAUGAUAAACUAAGACUACUUCACUGAAUUAAAAACGGAAUGGAAGAAAAAAAUGUGUGUCCUGCUUGGCUUGCCUAGAGCAUUUUAGUAGUAACUCUUCCAGAGAAAUAAUGAUAACAGCUUUUUCAAGUCAUAUAUUUCCUGCG
Molecule: messenger RNA, 13602 nt
Organism: Pocillopora meandrina
Lineage: Eukaryota; Metazoa; Cnidaria; Anthozoa; Scleractinia; Pocilloporidae
Source: the annotation of a GenBank genome assembly